Messenger RNA from Parathielavia appendiculata, 1068 nucleotides. RefSeq lists its product as uncharacterized. The coding region runs from base 1 to 1068 and encodes 355 amino acids. The transcript is spliced from 3 exons. Gene Ontology annotation, molecular function: serine-type endopeptidase activity. Lineage: Eukaryota; Fungi; Ascomycota; Sordariomycetes; Sordariales; Chaetomiaceae. The record is from RefSeq and is a predicted model, not a curated record. Gene Ontology annotation, biological process: proteolysis.
AUGUCAUCUACUCGUUCGAGAUUCACCCGUUCGCUGGCGCUUGGGCUGCUCUGCGCUCUUCCCAUGUUCAACCUCACAUUGGGCGCACCUACCCUGCCACGCGAUGUGACUUCUCCCAAAGCUGCCAUUGCGGUUAAGCUGAACAGGAAAGCAUCCCGUGCCAGGUCCCUGGCUGGGGUCGAGAUUGUCGAGGAGCUCAUUCGAAACGCUCAGGCAGCUUUCGGACAUGCCAAACGAGAUGCGCAGUUCGACGUCCUGCCUCUUAUUGCAUCCCUUACCCCUGAGAAGGUCGUUGAGAUGAUUCAACGAACCACUGAGCUCGAUCCUACCUACGAACCAGCUGAUUUCAGUUCCUGGUUUCAAGUCCAUUUCCCUCAGGACAACACCAUCGACGACGUCGGCAUCGCGCCUGCGGCACAGGGCCAGUUGUCAGGAUCCAGUGCACCGUCGGCGGGGAACCCGCCCGAGGCUAUCAUGGAUGCCGGCAACUUCCUCAGCCCCGGCGACGUGAUGCUGCUCGAGAUGCAGACUGUUGACACCAGCUUCAACUCCUGGCCGAUUGAGAUCCUGGACGCCGAGUACGAGGCGAUCCGCUUGGCCGUCGCGCUGCGCAUCACCGUCGUCGAGCCGGCUGGCAACGGUGGCAUGAACAUGGAUAAGCCCGUCCUCCGCGACGGCGACACCACCGCCCGCGCGCUGCUCAACCGGGACAGUCCCGACUUCCGCGACUCGGGCGCCAUCAUGGUGGGCGCGGGAACGGCGGCGGUGCCACGCUCGCGGUUGGGUUUUUCCAACUAUGGGAGUAGGGCCAAUGGGCACGCGUGGGGCGAGAAUAUCCAGACGACGAGCGUCACGAUGGUCAAGGGUCGUGGCAGGACAGGUAUGGUGAAUGCGAAUAGGGGGUCCAAGUUGACGCCGACUGAGCUGCGAAGUCUCAUUACCGUUGGUGGCUCGGCGACCUCGAACCUGUCUAGCGACCUGAUCAGCGUGCAACCGGACUUGACGGCUUUCGUUGACGGCGGGCAUUUGCAGGAGCGUGUGUCUGAGGAUGGGUCACGUCCCAGGUAG